This is a messenger RNA of Eurytemora carolleeae, 3524 nucleotides long. RefSeq names its product symplekin (gene Sym). The transcript has 12 exons. The coding region runs from base 31 to 3330 and encodes 1099 amino acids. Gene Ontology annotation, cellular component: mRNA cleavage and polyadenylation specificity factor complex. NCBI's taxonomy places the organism in Eukaryota, Metazoa, Arthropoda, Copepoda, Calanoida, Temoridae. The record is from RefSeq and is a predicted model, not a curated record.
UUUCUUUCAGAAUAUAACUUUCAAGUAGAAAUGUCUCUGUCUCAGGCCUCCGGGGGACAGCAGACCUCCUCAUCCGCCCAGGUUAUUGAAUUACUGAACAAUGCUCAGAUGAACACAGGGGACAACAGUAAACUUGAUUCUCUCAAGAUAGUUCAAGAAAUUGUUGUUCAUAAGGAACCUGAUCUACUGGAUAAUUUCCUGGAUGAAAUAUUAGCCUUUCAAACAGAUCGGAAUCAAGAGGUUCGAAAGUUCGUUGUUGCAUUUAUUGAGGAGGCAUGCAAAAAAGAUGCGGAAAUAUUACCAAAGGUUAUAACCAAUCUCCAGAUGAUGCUGGGGGAUGAUUCUGUUGCGGUUCAAAAACGUGUCAUUCAAGCCAUGACUCAUUUAUACAGGUCAACUUUAAGAUGGAUGAGCGGAGGCCAAUCUAUCUCCGACCGUAUGGAGGCUGCCUGGGGUCUCAUGGUCAACAUCAAGGACCUAAUUGUUGAGCUCCUUGACUCUGACAACGACGGUAUCCGAACCCUUACUCUCAAGUUCAUGGAGAUGAUCGUCCUAACACAAACCCACAGAGAACCAGAGAGCGCUGUUAAGGAAAACGAUUUUUGUUUGGACGAUAUUCCCCUCGGGUUGAAGCAGGCUAGGCCGAGGAAGCUGGAGGUGGACGCUAGGAGAGUGUUCGACGAUAUGGUGAAGUACCACGGGUCUGCUCACAUCAGCAGUGCCAACCUUAUGACAUGUAUGGGGGCCCUCUCUAAUAUUGCUAAGCUUAGACCUGAAUUUAUGGCCAAGGUGAUUACCGCCUUGGAGAUGCUUCAUGCCAACCUGCCCCCGACCCUGGCCAAGUCUCAGGUGUCGAGUGUGAGAAAACAUUUAAAAAACCAGCUUCUCACCCUCCUCAAGCACCCCUUCGCUGCCGAGCAGUUCUUCACAAACAUCACCACCCUCCUCACCGACCUGGGCGCCUCCAGGGACGAGGUGAUGAAGGCGAUGCCGCACUACGAGGAGAUGAAGAGGAAGGCUAGGAAGAAGGAGAGGGAGGCUGCGAAGGCUGCGGCGAGGGCGGAGGAGGAAGCGACGGAAGCAAAACGUCAAAAGAUUGACAUUGCUGAUGAUGAGGAGGAUGAUGAAGAUGAUGAGGAGGAUGAAACGGUUUCAAGAGUUCCACGCCGUAGUUUUGACAGAAUGGAAUCCGCCGUUGAUAUCACAGAGAAAUUUGUUUUUGAACGUUUAAAAGAACCUAGUUUUGCUGCCGAGCUAGUGAUGCUUUCUAUGCAAUUUCUGCCACGAGAAAUCCCACCACACUUUAACAAUACGUACACACCCAUAGCAGCAGCAGGCACAGAAACUCAGGUUCGUCAUGUAUCCAGACUGCUAGCUGCUCAGCUCACCAAUGUAGGACUAGGACCCGGAGUAAGGUUUGCAGAAGAGCAGCGUCAACGUAAACUAGCGCUAGGAGCACAAGAGGAGGAAGAUAUCGGUGCUACUAAUAUUCCUAAUCUCGGUGAGGAUGAAGAUCUUGCAAAGGUUAAACUAACUCCAACUGGGUUAACUCAUCGAAGCGGUAGAAAAGGACACACAUUAAAGCUCUCCGAAGUUACCAAACCAUUGUCGGAAUCGACCAAGAAAAUUAUGAUCCUCGACGCUGUUCAACGGAUCCUGAAAUGUGAGAAGGCUGCAAGUGUGGGAGGUGUCACUGAUGUUAGAAUUAAGAUAAUCACAUCAUUGGCCGCUUCGUUCUCCCACGAAGUUCGGGGUAUUCUGCUCGAUUUUAUUUUCGAGGAUUUAUUGAAUCGAGCCGAUCUGGCGUUCAACUGGUUGUACGAAGAGUACUGCUUCUGUCAAGGUUUCAAUCGAAGCUCAAACAUCUACAAGAGAAAACCCGGAGAUGAUAAUACGUACAACGAGAUCUUGUGUUCCCUUAUCAACGGAUUAAACACAAGAACAGAAAUCCUUCCCUCUGACAGGGAUAGUAUUCUGCGCCGACUAUAUUUAGAAUCUCCUAUCAUUACAAGCGAAGCAAUUGGUUUGCUCAAACAGUUUUGCCAGGAGCCGGGCCGAGCUCUCUCAGGGGUUAGUCUGAUGAAAGAUUUAGUGCUAAAGCGACCUGUUAAACAGUUAAACUUUCUCAAUUCUAUUCUAGAGUUCUGCUCGCAUGAAGAGAACGAAGUCCGUGACACUGCUCUCAGCACGGUUCUGUCGUUAUACGAGCGCGGGGAGUUGGCCUCGAUUAUCGAGGAUUAUAGUGGAAUGUUCUUGAGGUUUCUGCUCCUGCCCCGACCUCCGGAUAUGCUCUUUGGAGAGGACCGAGGCCGGCCGAUUAUGAUGAAUGAAUGGACCGAGGAUUUCAUAAAGGUUUGCUUGAACCUGUUCCUGGCCCUGCUCCCCAAGUGUAAGAAGUUGCUAACUAAUCUCGCCGAGGUAUACGUCAGUACUAGCGGGGACAUCAAGAGAACAAUCCUCCGUAUUAUUGAAACUCCGAUCCGAGAGAUCGGAAUGGAAUCUCCGGAACUCCUGUCUCUGGUUGAGAACUGCCCCAAGGGUUCUGAGACCCUGAUCACCAGGAUUAUCCAUAUCCUGACGGAGAAAGCGACUCCGUCCCCGGAGUUAGUGAACAAGGUGAGAGAACUGUAUGCUCACAGGGUGGCCGAUGUCAGGUUCCUGAUACCAGUCCUUAAUGGACUCAGUCGACAGGAGGUGACCGCAGCUUUGCCUAAACUUAUCAAACUGAACCCUGGAGUAGUUAAGGAGGUCUUCAACCGUCUUAUCGGUAUCACGACCAACAGAGCCUCCGGUGCCAUGUCACCUGCAGAACUGCUUAUUGCGUUGCAUAAUAUAGACCCGACAAAGUGCGACACUAAGACUGUGAUGAAGGCGACAAGCUACUGCUUCCAGGAGAAGAGCGUGUACACAAUGGAGGUGUUAACCAUUGUGCUGCAGCAGUUGAUGGAGCAGAAGGAUAUCCCCUUGCUCCUGAUGAGAUCGGUUCUUCAAUCUGUUUCCUUGUAUCCUCCCCUCAUUGGGUUCACCAUGAACAUAUUGCAACGAUUAAUUGUCAAAAAGGUUUGGAAGCAACGAACUUUGUGGGACGGAUUUAUCCGCUGUUGUCAGAAAACGAAACCUCAAUCCUACACAAUUAUGCUACAACUUCCGCCCAGGCAGCUUAGUCAGCUCCUCAAGGAGGCGGAGGAUCUCAGGGAUCCUCUCCUGGUUCAUGUUCAGAAUUUCACGGAUGCGCAGCGUCAGCACGUUCCUGCAACUAUUAUGGCAGUUCUUUACAACUCCGAACCAGAACCUGAACCUGAGCCUGAACAGGAGGAGGAGACGAUUUAAUCCUACGUUCAGAAACAGGAACCCUGAGAAGCCUGAAGAGAAUCAUUAAGCAUAGGACUUCAUACUCUGCUUUUUUUCAGAAGUUUCCCGAACAGUAAUUGUAUUUAUUUGUUUAAUAAUGUCCGAAACUCAUAUUUGUUCAUUCAGAAAAGAAAACCAGUGAUAAAAUCAACUUAAAUACACAAUAGAAUUUA